CCGAGUGAAGUGGGAUAUAGUGGGAGGGAUAUAAACUAAAAGACCGGCUGCUCGCGCUAUCGUUUGAGGUCAAGUCUACACACAGGGCGUCCGCGACAGAGCAUCACCACAAACAUCUGUAAGAUCGACGCUUCAGAAGCAGACACUUAACGCGCUACAACCAGCGAGAGAAACACGCAGAUUUAGACAAGCGCAACGGUCAGUCCAACAUGAACGGGCAGAUGAACGGUUUCCAUAACUCCCUGAUUGAUGAAGACUGCUUUUUGUUCACGUCUGAGUCUGUCGGUGAAGGACACCCUGAUAAGAUUUGUGACCAGAUCAGUGACGCUGUGUUGGACGCCCACCUCAAACAAGAUCCUGAUGCCAAAGUAGCAUGUGAGACGGUUGCCAAGACUGGAAUGAUCUUACUGGCGGGUGAGAUCACCUCUCGUGCUGUUGUGGACUAUCAGAAGGUUGUCAGGGACACCAUCAAGCACAUUGGAUACGAUGACUCCUCCAAAGGGUUUGACUAUAAGACCUGCAAUGUGCUUGUGGCUCUUGAGCAGCAGUCCCCUGAUAUUGCUCAAGGGGUUCACCUUGACCGCAGUGAGGAGGAUGUAGGAGCUGGAGACCAGGGCUUGAUGUUCGGUUAUGCCACUGAUGAGACUGAGGAGUGUAUGCCUCUCACUAUUGUCCUGGCCCACAAGCUGAACGCUAAAAUGGCUGAACUACGGCGUGACGGCACCCUGUCUUGGCUGCGACCUGAUUCCAAGACCCAGGUGACUGUCCAGUACAGGCAGGACCGCGGGGCCAUGAUUCCGGUGCGUGUGCACACCAUUGUAGUGUCUGUUCAGCAUGAUGAAGGAGUGUGUCUGGAUGAGAUGCGUGAUGCUCUGAAGGAGAAGGUGGUGAAAGCUGUGGUUCCCAGCAUCUACCUGGAUGAUGACACCAUCUAUCACCUGCAGCCCAGUGGACGCUUUGUCAUUGGAGGCCCACAGGGAGAUGCUGGUUUGACUGGCCGUAAGAUCAUUGUGGACACUUAUGGAGGCUGGGGUGCUCAUGGAGGCGGCGCUUUCUCUGGAAAGGAUUACACUAAAGUUGACCGUUCAGCAGCCUAUGCGGCCCGCUGGGUGGCCAAGUCUCUGGUGAAGGCUGAUCUGUGCAAGCGUGUUCUGGUCCAGUUGUCUUACGCCAUUGGAGUGGCCCACCCCUUGUCAAUCUCCAUCUUCCACUAUGGAACCUCCCAGAGGAGCGAGAAGGAGCUGCUGGAGAUCGUGAAGAAGAACUUUGACCUCCGCCCAGGUGUCAUCGUCAGAGAGCUGGACCUGAAGAAGCCCAUCUACCAGCGCACCGCUGCCUAUGGCCACUUUGGCCGUGAGUCCUUCCCCUGGGAAGUUCCCAAAAAGCUUAAAUACUAAAGCUGUAACCCCCCCCCUCCUUUCUUUGGGCAGUAGGUGUACGUUACAGAGAAACCUACUCAACCCGUCGGAGGGGGGAGAUGUACCAAAUCCCCUCACUCCUAACCUCACACCCACUCCCAAAGGUAAUUCCCCUCCAAUGGCGUUCUCCCCGUACAACUCUACCUUCAACCCUGUUCUUUGCUGUACUGUUUUCGAAAUAUCUGUGGAUGGUGACUGCGGUUUUUUGUUUUUUUUUACUUAAUGCGCCCUCUUCUCCACCCAUCUCUCUUCGACCCUUCCUUCCUUCCUUGCCUACUUGCUUGAAAGAUCACAAAUGAAGAUGGCACAAAUGGGGGUCAAAGGUUGUUCUGUGAUGCUAUGCAUUGCUGGCUGAAGCACUAACCCCUCGACUUUUUGUUUUACCAACGAAGAGAACUAAUGCUUACCAUUUUCCAGGUCCACCACUUUAUGCGUACCAUCGCGAAUGGGAUCAAAACCUCUCGUCAAAUGUCGAAAACCUGUCUUUAUUUGGA
Messenger RNA from Sinocyclocheilus anshuiensis, 1912 nucleotides. RefSeq names its product S-adenosylmethionine synthase. Gene Ontology annotation, biological process: S-adenosylmethionine biosynthetic process. Gene Ontology annotation, molecular function: ATP binding; methionine adenosyltransferase activity. NCBI's taxonomy places the organism in Eukaryota, Metazoa, Chordata, Actinopteri, Cypriniformes, Cyprinidae. The record is from RefSeq and is a predicted model, not a curated record. Bases 210 to 1397 code for a protein of 395 amino acids. The transcript is spliced from 9 exons.